Molecule: messenger RNA, 1354 nt
Organism: Tauraco erythrolophus (red-crested turaco)
Lineage: Eukaryota; Metazoa; Chordata; Aves; Musophagiformes; Musophagidae
Source: RefSeq, a predicted model, not a curated record
AUGGCCCGAGGUGCCCGCCUGGCACUGAAACCCUCCCUGGCAGCCUCUGGGUUUUGGCAGCGAUUUCUGAAUCUGGGGGCUGCUGCCUGCUGUCAGCUGAGCGGCGGCGGUGUGGGGUUGGAAGACCAUUUGUGUGUAGCAGAGCGCAUUUCUCUCAGAACGCCGAGUAAAACUCUCUCCUUUGCCUGGACAGAGCUGGGGUGGACGGAGUCCGUGCCCUAUCUUGAUAGGACUCCGUCCCCGCUGGAGUUUUAUCGAGAAUGGGUGAGUCCGAAUAAACCUUGUAUAAUUCGGAAUGCCAUCAGCCACUGGCCGGCUCUGAAGAAAUGGACGUCAGCGUACCUCAGGGAGGUAGUAGGUCCCAAGAUAGUGAGUGUGGCAGUAACACCAAAUGGUUAUGCAGAUGCGGUGUUUCAGGACCGUUUUGUCAUGCCAGAGGAGCGCCAAAUGCCUUUCAUGGACUUUUUGGACAUUGUGGAGAAGAAAGUGACCUCUCCCAACGUAUUCUAUGUGCAGAAGCAGUGUUCAAACCUCACCGAGGAGUUCCCUGAACUUGUCUGUGAUGUGCAGCCUGACAUACCGUGGAUGAGUGAGGCACUUGGGAAAAAGCCCGAUGCUGUCAAUUUCUGGCUUGGGGAAUCGGCUGCGGUGACAUCUUUACAUAAAGAUCAUUAUGAGAACUUAUACUGUGUGAUAUCCGGAGAGAAACAUUUCCUACUGCAUCCACCGAGUGACCGUCCUUUCAUCCCAUAUGAGCUCUAUCAGCCAGCAACCUACCAGGUGUCAGAAGAUGGCUCAUUUGAAAUUGUGGAUGAGAAGAGUGAAGAUAAGGUGCCCUGGAUUCCCCUGGACCCAUUGAACCCGAAUCUGGAACGAUAUCCAGAGUAUGCUCAGGCAAAACCUUUGCAGUGUACAGUGAAAGCUGGUGAGAUGUUAUACCUGCCUUCUCUCUGGUUCCAUCAUGUUCAGCAGUCACAUGGCUGUAUAGCAGUAAAUUAUUGGUAUGACAUGGAAUAUGACCUUAAGUACAGCUAUUAUCAACUACUAGAUUGUCUCACAAAAGCCGUGGAGGUGUUAUAGCAGAGGUGGGAAACUUGAGCUUGUGAUCUCUUUGUGAUGCGAUAUAAUCAUCAGCGUCUGUGACUGGAGUACAAACAUCAUUAAAGUGAAAAGAACCGAAGAUUAAAUUAUCCUCAAUGAUGUCCGUCAAACAGAUCAUGGCUAUUUUGCUUGAUUUCAGAGUCCAGAUCAGUUGGUCAGGUUCUUUGGCUUGUAAGUAGAAGGUUUGAUAAUGGCAUUCUCAGGCCUUUGCAUGUUGCCUCAGUGAUAGUGAGCAAGAUAAAAUUUGAAGGGA